GACCACGGUUGUAGAUAUAUCUACGAAUGUCUACGCCGUAUUAUCUACAUCGUGAUAUUAAUAUGUAUUAUCUAUGCGUCAGUCACGGCCACUCGGGAGAUAUCUCAUUAUCUUUAGUUUUUAUUAUUUACAAUAACUCUCGUAGUCUCAUCUUACACUGUUCACAACUAAUACCGAUGAACGACUGUUGUGUAGACGUAUAGUUUAGCCUAAGCCAGUAAACUGAAUAAGCUCAAGAUUCGGGGAAAUAACUCAAACUAUCAUGGAUUACUCUUGCACAAGGGUGCAAUAAACUUUGAAAAAACCCGGAUUUAUUUCGAUUUCGUUUAAAAUGAACGAUACUCAACAAAGAGAUGACGACAAGUCCGACAAAAGCUAUGAUCAGAACUUAGAAAAACUGAAUGACUUGAAUUUGCGAGAAGAAAAUGAGGUUUCAGAACGGGACAAAUGUACGCCCACGCUUGAUUAUCUUCAGUCCGUUAUUAAAGAGCUGUAUACGUUUAAUAAAAAUUCAUUAGAAAAUAAUACCGAAAAGGUAUCUUACAACAAUGAAGUACUCAAUGAAAAGAUUAAUGAAGUAUUAACAUUGCUGAAAACAAAUGAAGAGGCUGCAGUUGCUGAAAACAAAGCACAGUAUUUUUAUUUAUUGGGCAGAACUUUGAGUGUUACUCAACCAGUGACUGAAGAAUGUAUUAAUGUAUAUUCCAAAGCUGUCAAACUCAAUCCAACACAUUUAGAUGCCUGGAAUUCGCUUGGUGAAUGUUUAGUACAUUUGAAAAGGUUUUCUGAAGCCAAAUAUUGUUUCCUUGCCUCACUGAAACACGGUAAAUGUAAAGUCAUUUUGAGGAAUCUAUCUAUUAUAAUGCGAGAGGCUCAGUUGUUGACUAAUGAAAAUGUUAAGGAAAACCUCAAUGCUGGUAUUGAGUAUGCAAAAGAAGCUGUUGAAUUGGACACUACUGAUGGUGAAUCAUGGGCAAUACUUGGAAAUGCUUAUUUAUCCUUAUUUUUUAGAAGACAAGAAGAUAAGCUCCUUAGACAAUCAAUCAACUCUUUUGAGAAAGCAGUCAAAGACCCUGUAGCUGCCAAAAAUGCUGAUCUCCAUUUUAAUAGAGGCGUUGCUUUAAAGUAUGGGGAAAUUUAUACGGAUGCUUUAUUGAGCUUUGAACAAGCCUCAAUAUUGGAUCCAAUGUGGACUACAGCUAAAGAAACUUUGGAAGAUCUUAUUAAAUAUUUGACCUCAACACAAACAUUAUAUCAACGCAAGGGUCAGGUCAAAAGUAAGAGACUGCAACAAAUGACAGAGUCAUUAAAUCCAAGUUGCUUGGGAUUGUACAACAAUAAAAUAAAAACAUUAAAAGGUCAUGUAAUGUUGGAACACAUUCCACUAUCAAAACUUAAAGCCGGUUUUAAUGCUAACAAUGUAAUAUGUGGCCGAGUAGUAUGUGUUGUAUACAAUCAGGAGCCUGUCCCUUAUACAUUCUGCCUGGUGGAUAAAGAAUUAUCAUGUGUUGUUGUAUCGGUAUACAACCUGGCUCAGGGUAGAGGACCGAUCAUAGGAGACUCUGUGGCCAUUCCCGAACCUUAUUUGACUCAUAUUGAUGCGAAAUAUAUAAAUCAGACAUUCCAGUACCCUAGCAUAAGAGUAAACCUUCCUUUAACCAUGGUGGUAAACAAGAAAAAUGUAAGUGCAGAAUGUGUAUCUCAACCACGGUUUUCAUCCAAACCGUUUUAAUAAUUGUUUCUAUUUUCUAACACCAUACAUUUUGUAUAGUCAAUCAGUUAUGAUAAUUAUUAUUAUAAAAUUGUAUUUUAUAAGCUUAAUUUAACUAACAUUGUCGACAACAAUUGUAAAUACUUUAAAUUAUUAGUGAACUACUUUCAUUAUAUAGAAGACCUUCCAUCACUAAUUUUGUACUAUCAAUUGUAUUUCUUUCUUUUUUACAUUUUAUUUAUACUUUUUUACACAAAAAAAAAAUAUACAUUAACCUAUUAACGAUGAUAAAACUUUUUUUUUUUCAUAUUGUCAUCUAUAAUUUUUACAUGAUACAGUUAAAGUAAGUUAGUAAUAUCAAGAUUUUUGUUAGAGUGUUAAAUUGUAAACUCAUUAUAUUUUGAUCUUAAAGUGAUAAUUUAAAUUUAAUAUUUAUUUAACAUUUUCAGUGAUUUAUGUCUAAAAAUGUUAACAUGUUUUGUUAUUUUAAACUAUAAUAAUGUCCAAUAUAUAAAUAUAUUAAUGAACGUCUUAGUAUUCAUUUUAAUGUAAAAUAUUAUGCUGUGAAUAAAAAAUUAAGAUUUUAUUUCAGAUGAAAUUAGUAUUUGUUAUAACAUUAUAAUGUUCAUAAAAAAAACCAACUUUUAAUCUAAUCAAACAUUGAACCUACUUUCUUAAAUUGUAAGAAAAUAAUAAAACAUUUGAUUAAUUUCUUAGAAACUGUUCAUUUAUAUUUUAAAUGUAUAAUUAAGCCAUAUUUACCAAUUUUUUAGAAUGUAACAAUAUUAUAUAAUAUUAAACUAUUAUUUUGGUAAAUCAGUCGUCUCACUGACACUGUAAAAUUUUUUUUAAUGCAUAGGACUGGUAUUUGGUCAAAUUACACCAAAAUGUAUUUAAAUACUGCUUAAGUAAUGUGAUAAUAUUUAAGACUACUAUAGAUAAAUAAGAUAAAUUUAUGUAUUUAUAUAUACCAAUACAAUUUAUAAAAAUAAAAACUACUAUAGCUUGACAUAUUUA
This is a messenger RNA of Acyrthosiphon pisum (pea aphid), 2728 nucleotides long. Its product is annotated as tetratricopeptide repeat protein 5. Lineage: Eukaryota; Metazoa; Arthropoda; Insecta; Hemiptera; Aphididae. The transcript is spliced from 10 exons. Gene Ontology annotation, molecular function: protein binding. The record is from RefSeq and is a predicted model, not a curated record. Bases 332 to 1732 code for a protein of 466 amino acids.